CGUUCGGCGAUGGCAGUGGGGUAUGCAGUAUUGUACGAAAAAUUCGCAAUCUGCCAAAUUGUAGCAAAGUAAAUUUGGAAGUUAUAUGUGACUUGCGCUGGAAUUAAUUUUUUUAUCUACCUGGUGUACCAUCCGUUGCCCGACGUGAUUAUCUGACCAGGACGUUUAUAUUUCGAUUCAUUGCAUCAUAAUUUUUACGCUGUCUAUGCUGGUAAUUCUAACCAGUAUCUAGCAAUAUUAAUACUGUAAGCGCAAUAUAACCAUGUAUUUUUAUAUGAUCUUUCUUGUGCUAUAUUUGUUUGGCAUGGCUUCGACCCAAAAUGGAUUCGCUAUAGGUAGCAAUGGGCAGUGCAUGAUUACCACGCCGGACGUCCUGGGACCUUAUUACAAACCCAGUGCGCCACUGUUCAAUGCCACCAUUCCAUCUGACCUGCCCAGCGUCUGUUUCAAUAAUCCGGCACAUACGCGUUUAUUUGUUAACGGGACAGUACAUGUGGUGGAUACGGAAGGGAACCCUUGCGGGAAACCGGCAUUCGCAUUGAUGGACGUCUGGCAAGCGGAUGCUAACGGCGAGUACAGCGACAUCCGUAUGGACAAACCGGAUUAUUGGUGUCGGACUCGCUUUACAACCACCAAAGACGGAUUCUUCAGCCUCUCAACGGUUUUUCCUGGUCGAUAUAACGACGACGGUUACCGUCCAGCGCAUCUCCACUUCCGGAUAACACUCAUCGAUGAAAACGGUCAAUUGAUAGGCACAACUUUGACCACACAGCUAUAUUUUGAAAGAGAUUUUUAUCUACCGCCCAAUGAUUCCUGUCAACGAUGCGGAUCAAGAAACCCUUCGCAAAGAAUUAUAGUUAAUAACGAUGUCGAUAUUAAGACCUUUACCGGCACGUGGAACGUAUUUUUGCGUGAAAAUGUCAUUAGUGGACCGAUCAAACGGUGAUAAGGUGUCACCACUACUACAGUUCGUAUCAAGGUUAUUGCUAUGUAUUAGAAAAUACAUCCCUCUAAAGGCAGUAUCAACUUUACUAUGAUUGCUGAAAAAUGUGUGGUUUAUAAAGAGAUUGUGUGGUUUAUAAAGAGAUAUUGAAAAGAGAGCUUUUGGAAAAAGUCUUUCAACCUAUCAAGUUAUGAACUCGAUAAUCUCUAACCCUUUUUGGUGUUUUCAAGUUUGUGUAACUAUUUACAAAAUGGAGCAAUAAAACUGGGCAUUAU
Messenger RNA from Paramacrobiotus metropolitanus, 1218 nucleotides. RefSeq names its product chlorocatechol 1,2-dioxygenase-like. The coding region runs from base 263 to 946 and encodes 227 amino acids. Gene Ontology annotation, molecular function: oxidoreductase activity, acting on single donors with incorporation of molecular oxygen, incorporation of two atoms of oxygen; ferric iron binding. NCBI's taxonomy places the organism in Eukaryota, Metazoa, Tardigrada, Eutardigrada, Parachela, Macrobiotidae. The record is from RefSeq and is a predicted model, not a curated record. The transcript is spliced from 4 exons.